GGAUGUGAUCAUUCAAGUCCUGAGGUAAGUACGAAAGCCUCAUGGGACCUGAGUGAAAUUCCCUACGUACUAAUAAGCUGUUGAGCUGUCUACGCAAAGCUUGUUAAAACCAUGCAUGGUUACCGUGAUUUGUAGUUGAUUGUUGAAGCCAUUCAACUCACAUAACCCAGCUUCCUACAUCUACCGCGUUAGAUUGUUCAAACCCCUCUAUGCGCAUAACAAUUACAACCGUUGUAAUCAAACUGUGGAUUUUCUCUGAAGAUAUGGAAGGAUGACUGGAGUAGUAAAAACCAUGGCUUGAGCGAGAUUCAUAUAGUCUAGCCAAAGUCGACCGCAGUGCAAGAAGAUUUGUCACAGUAGCUCAAAAGUGCUCCAUGGAAGAAGUGAACAGUCUUUCGUCCACUAAAUUAAGGGCCAGAGUCCUGUUAAUCCUGUAGGUCCAGUUUUGACAAUUUCAUAGCUUUCAACUGGUCAGAUCUGCAGUCGUUGACUACAGCAACAAGAAUCGCACGCCCAUGCGCCACGUCAAACCUGAGGAAUUUGUGACAUUUUUGAGAAAUUGUAUAUUCUACAUCUUGAUAUCCCCAUUGGGUCGAGAGAGUUGGUCUCCACAAGUUCAUCUCGAUCAUCAGUCAUACAACAAGCAUUCGCGAGGCUGGUGCGUGGCAAUUGCUCUGCAGCUGAGUUUCAUAGUCCUCUGGAUUCGUUUGCCUAAAGCCAUCGGAGAGUACACGGAUCGAGACAUGGCAGACGCUACAAUCGACACGCCAAGAGAGCCUCGUCGCAUCUGCCAGAUUAUCAAAAUCAAGCCUUCCGCCUUGGAAGAAUACAAACGCCUUCACAGGAAUGUUUGGCCUGGCGUCCUUGCCACCCUGGAAAAACAACGAAUUGUGGACUACUCCAUACACUACGAUCCGGAGCACUCCCUCCUGAUUGCCAACUUCAAAUACGUGGGGACCAACUGGGAGAUCGAUUCGAAGUUGGGAUUGGCCGACGAAGAGACGAGGCGGUGGUGGCAGGUGACUGAUCAAUGCCAGGAAACGUUAGUGGAAGGCAGCACGGGAAGUACAGACGCCAAGGGGUGGUGGAAGGAUUUAGAAGAAGUGUUUCGCUUCGAAGGUAAGCCCUAGGGUGCGGUGCGCUGAGACAUUAGGUACGAUGUUGUUGAAUUGCUGACUGCAAGGCUGAGGUGCAGCCCAUUCCUUCAAAUCAUGCUGCUCAGCUCCACGGCUCGGACCUGGAGCUACCGCCUUCUCGAGAACAAAAUAUAUGGACGAUUUCCAACUUCGGUGACAGCGACCAGAGUUUUCUUCUGAUUAUAACUUUCAAAGGAAAUCAGGUCGCUGGGAACCCUAUACUGAUGACGCAUUGUCAGGUUGGAACAUAAAUUUCAUUUCUACUUACUCCAGCGAGAUGCUUGUAUACGCUUGUAAAUUUGAGUUCAACAUCUUUGGGAAUAAAUGCUAAUUGUAGAACACGCCCCGAUGCUCUGUAAUUCAGCAACGAGUUUGGAUUCGAGGUUUUGUAACACAUGUUCAUUGAUAUUCCUCGUUUCCGAGGUGCAGGAGAAAUGUAGCGUACUUCUCGUGAGGAUGAGAAUAAACUUCUAGCUCACAGACGUAAUCACUCAUUUAAUGUUUUGAGGAUUCUUCCAUACAUCUUGAAAAUCUCACUGUGAGUAGAUAAUUUCAAAAUGACCACUCUCGCCCUAUGGGGCCAGAGGAACCAGAUACAAUCAGUUGGGAAUAAAUAGC
Molecule: messenger RNA, 1754 nt
Organism: Marchantia polymorpha subsp. ruderalis
Lineage: Eukaryota; Viridiplantae; Streptophyta; Marchantiopsida; Marchantiales; Marchantiaceae
Source: the annotation of a GenBank genome assembly